UUGGCUCUCGGGAUGGGUUAUCGUGAACCAAUGCGGGCAGAAGCUUGAUGUACCGGCGGAACACUCUCUUGGCUUUUGCAGUAGAGCUGGACCUCGAAGGGGGCGUGCCGCAGCAAACGACUGUUCAUCCGCGGGUUUUUAGUUAUGGAGAUCGUCACGUUUUUAAAUGAAGUUUAAAAGCACGUAGGAAAAACCUCUACUUGUUCAAACUAUAGCAGAACAAACGCUCUGUCGUUUGGGAAACAAACCGCGAGUUUCAAUGAAUUGCACCAGGGUUCUGCAGAUACUGAACCCCAGGCCAAUGCCAAGUCCAAUUAUGCCUGUGGAUGUGGCAAUGAGAAUCUGUCUGGCACACUCACCACCUCUUCGCAGUUUCCUCAGUUCAUAUGAGGACUGCAAGUCCAGGAACCUAGUCAACCAAUACAAACCUCUGCGAUCCUGCAUCAGCUCCAAGACCGAUGUGGACACUGCCAACCUAGGAUGGAAGAGUCCCGAGACCAAAGCUAAAAAGAAAGUGGUGUUUGCUGACUCCAAAGGCAUGUCUCUGACAGCAGUCCAUGUGUUUAAGGAAUUCGAGGAAGACACCAUGUUAGACCUGCAGUUUGAAUUAUCAGACCUGGAGGAUGCCAUUGUGGGCCUAAAAGCGGAGAAGGAGAAGAAUUUAAUUUUGGACUUUCCUCAACCUGCUGCAGACUAUUUGGACUUCCGAAACCGUCUAAAGAAGAACCUGGUAUGCUUAGAAAACUGUAUAAUUCAAGAGAGAUCGCUCACUGGCACGGUCAAAGUGAGCAAUGUAAGCUUCGAGAAGGUCGUCCAUGUGCGAAUAACAUUUGAUUCAUGGAAAAGCCAUGCUGACAUUCCUUGUACGUACAUGAAUAAUGUUUAUGGAUGUGAGGAUGUUGACACCUUCUCAUUUUCCAUCGACCUUCCAAGUUCUGUGGCCCCACAUGAGCUGGUGGAGUUCUGCAUAUCCUACAAAACCCAUGAAACGACAUACUGGGACAAUAAUGAUGGGAAAAAUUACAAGCUGUUACAUACAGAGAACGACCCCAGCCAGGCCAAUGUCACCCAGACGAUGACAGCAGAUUUUAAGAAUCAAGGCAAACGGCCUGAGAUGGAGUUUGAUCAGUUCGGGAGCCCGAGAACAUCUAGUGGAUUCUUCCCCGAGUGGCAAAGCUGGGGUCAUAUUGAGAACAACACCCCCUACUGGUGACAGUUCAAGACCCUCUGAUGAAUUUGAAGUAACUCUUUUAACAAGGACAAAUGCAAAUGAAGCGCUUGGUUCGUUUCAGAAAUGACUUCUGAAAAGUCUGAAGAGUAGAAAUUAGCAAUGACGCCCUCAAAAGAAAACCCUUUUUGGCCAUGGUUGUCCAAAUAAAUUUAUUGUUGGUGUAUGUUUUUUAGAUACACGUUUCGUUUAUCUUAAAAUGAGAUGUUUGGGCUCUGAAAUUAUGCAAAUUUGAGACUAACCAUGUUAACCAUAUGGCAGUUACUCAGAAUGAAAAAUGUUGGUUUAUGUUAUUUUUCGAAUUUUUUAGCACACUAUGUACGCUAUUUUUUAGAUGUGACAUGAGGUAAACCAAUAAUUUUCAUAACAUAGAUGCCUUUUUUUGUGUUGUUCUGUGAUUAACUGUAAUACAAUGCCAUAAUUUCGGAUAUCUUUCCAUAUGUCCUUGUAUAAAGUGAACAACUAGCACUUGCUCCAAAAUAGAUUCUUCAGUACACUAUUUUGUUACCUUGAAGGGCAAUAAUUUUGUUGUUACCCAUCUGAAGUCACUGAAUUUUGGGAAUCCUGCUUUUGAAAUGCAACUGGACAUUAAUAUAUAAUAAUCUAAGUCAUCCCUAAAAGGAUGGUUCAACCAAAAUUGGAAGUUCUGUCAUUUACUCAACUCAACACAAAAGAAGAUAAAAUAUAAAAAGUAAAUAGGGUCGAAUAUUGUUUUCGACCCCACUGACUCUCUUUGUCAUUGUAUGGACAAAAAAAGUUCUUAAAAAUAUCUUCUUUUGUGUUCCACUGAAGAAAAAAGUUGUAAAUAUUUAAACGACAUAAGUCUGAGUAAAUGAUGACAGAAUUUUCAAUUUUGGGUGAACUGUCCCUUUAAGAGCAGCACUGCAUAAAACAAGUAAUCCUCAGAUUAUGGAUGUGGAAUAAUCUGGUACAAUAUGAGAUUGCUUCAUAUUGAAGUUUGUGUAUCUCAUUUGAUAGUACCAGUUUAUCUGUCACUUUCUAGUGAAUGCACUAAGCAUGACGCAUUAUAAGGGAGUCCAUGAGAGAUAAUGAUGCCCAUUAAGUGCUAAAUUCCUGCUUUUGCACUUCCGAUUUUUCCUAUGUCUGUUCUACUUUUGUAAAGAUGCACUCUUGAUGUAUUUUACACUUCUUUCCUACAACAUUUUUGCUGCUAUGGUUUUUGUGUGUGCCUGUGUGUGCUGCAUUGUGAUUUAUGACCCAUGGUGUGUGGAAACUCUCCAGUGUUAUUUGGAGGAUGGAAGAUGAGGGACUUUGGAUGUAACUUUAAGGAGGUCAUAGUAUGUGAGGAAGAGUGGCUAAGGAGAAUGAUAAUAUUGAAUAAGAUUGUUGCCUUUUUCAUGAUUGUUUUCCCCCCUUCCGCUGAAAUAGAAAAACAGGUUGAGGUUGAUGCCUUGAACAAAGGUGAUCGUGGACUGUGAUGAACUGUGAGCUGCUGUAAUUGCGGAGAGGGAUCAUGUAGGUUGAAUGUAAAAAGGGGCCUACACAAGCCACAGUGUAUGCCUACAUAUUUUUCUACUGCAAAGAAAGAUGUUUGUUUGAAAGACUGUUGUACUAUACUCUGUGUUACUGUUAGAAAUAAAACCUAAUGUUUCUAUGAAAA
This is a messenger RNA of Ctenopharyngodon idella (grass carp), 2849 nucleotides long. It is a transcript of the gene ppp1r3cb, whose product is annotated as protein phosphatase 1, regulatory subunit 3Cb. Gene Ontology annotation, biological process: regulation of glycogen biosynthetic process. Gene Ontology annotation, cellular component: protein phosphatase type 1 complex. The transcript is spliced from 2 exons. Lineage: Eukaryota; Metazoa; Chordata; Actinopteri; Cypriniformes; Xenocyprididae. Bases 260 to 1213 code for a protein of 317 amino acids. The record is from RefSeq and is a predicted model, not a curated record. Gene Ontology annotation, molecular function: glycogen binding; protein phosphatase 1 binding.